This is a messenger RNA of Gossypium raimondii (Peruvian cotton), 1217 nucleotides long. RefSeq lists its product as uncharacterized. The transcript is spliced from 3 exons. The record is from RefSeq and is a predicted model, not a curated record. Bases 58 to 468 code for a protein of 136 amino acids. NCBI's taxonomy places the organism in Eukaryota, Viridiplantae, Streptophyta, Magnoliopsida, Malvales, Malvaceae.
AAAAGCCGAAAAGGGUGUUGUAGCUUGAAGAAAUCUACAAAAGAGAUUAAUUGUUACAUGGCUCUAACAAUCUCUCCCUUUUCUUUGCCAUAUAUUCACAAAAACCCGUCAAAUUUUCACCACAAAUUGAAGAACCCUUGUUUAUCUUCUAUUAAAACCCACCAAAUACAAUCCAAAUCAGGUCUAUUUCCAAUUUUCUGCACAUCGAAACCCAGCACCAAGAACCUGAAAACAUGCAAGAAUUGCAAAACCCAAUUCGACCCAUUGCUCAAUCACCCUCGAGCAUGCCAUUUUCACACUGCCCAUUUCGGAGGGGAAACAAAGAGGAAAUUUGAGAGUGUAUAUGCAGGGGGCACCAUGGAUACACCUGAAUCUGGUAAAGUAUUUCAAUACUGGCAUUGUUGUGGCUCUGAAGAUCCAUUUGAUCCUGGAUGUACUGCUGCUCCUCAUGCUUCUUACGACGACUAAUGCCGGUUCGCCGCUGUCUUCAAAGACUGAUGCCGGGCCGAAAAGCAGAUUUUAGAGACGUACAUACACAAUUUAACUAUAAAGGCACCGCGUCUUAUUAAACAACACUUGGAAGAGGUGGGAUUCUUGCACAUAUCUUGUAUGCUCGGGGGGAUUAAAUUGGAUUCUACUCUUAUCAGCGCUUUAGUGAAAAGAUGGAGACUCGAGACACACAUUCCAUCUUUCGUGCGGUAAGUGUACAAUUACACUCGAGGAUGUAGUUUUACAACUCGAUUUACUGGUGGAUGGGUUAGUCGUUACGGGGCGGUGGUCGUUGGUAAUUGGAGCGCAAUUUACGAGCAAGGUGUCGGACAAUUUUUUUAGUAGCCGGAUAAAGAUGAAAUGGUUGGAAGAAAAUUUCAAUUGUAUCGACAAUUCCGCGAGUGUCGUUGAAAGAGAACAAUACGUCUGAGCAUUUAUCCUGAGGUUAAUUAAGGGUCUUCUAAUACCCGAUAAAUCUCAAAAUCUGGUAUAUUUUAGGUGGCUACUACAACUCAUCGACUUGAAAGAAGUGAGGCGACUCAAUUGGGAAGUAACCGUGUUGACCCUAUUGUACCGAGAGAUGUGUUGGGCGACGUAACUACAAAAAAUUAUAAUCAGUGGUUGCAUACUCCUUCAGCAAUCAUGGGCAUGGUACCGACUACUAUUUUUACAUUCCCGAGUAAACACCCCUUAUUCUUUCUCACUUGUAAUAAGGUAAAAUUCAUUUG